CAAAGUAGGAGCAACAGUUACAUGAUAAGGUACUAGUUUGAAUUUCUCUUUGCAGAGAAGUUCUUUUGUUUCUGUGGAGAUGUAAGUGCGCACACAAUGGAUUUAUAGCACAGGAAAAGGAAAGAAGAAAAAGGAGACCUCAGUUUUUAACUUAUCACAGAGGUAUGUGCAGACCACAUGGCCGCAAAAAGCCAUGGUGACUCUUAUAGACUACCCAGCUCCUAUGGAGCUGUUUUCAAAAGCUGGAGAGCUGAGAAUGCCAUUUUCUGAUGUGGUCAAAUACUGCAUUCUGGGUAUCUCCAUCAUUCUCCUACUGCUGGCUCUGGGCAUCUUAGCCUGGCAGAUCUACAGAUUCUGCACAGAGAAAUACACUACAUACACCCAGCAAGAUGCAGGGCAUAAUGAUUUGCUGUAUUCAGACGAAGGGCCAACGACAACAGGAAACUACACAGGAGCUCCAAGUACCAAACUGGAGGAUGUCAGCACAGAGGCCCACAGACUGAGUCGCUACCUGUCUCAGCCCUCGUUUCCCUCCUUAGCAUCCACCGAGGCAGCUGGAGACAAAGAAGAGCAGGCAACUAUUCAAAAGGUGGAUGGAUCAUUACGAUUCUCCGUCUACUAUGAUCAGAUGCAGUCACGUCUGGUGGUCACCGUGCUGCAGGUGGAGGGGCUUUUGGAACAGAGUGAGAGCCGAACCCUCCAACCAUUUGUUAAAAUACUGCUCAUGUGGGCAGGAUCAGAGGCUGUAGAAGUCGAGGGCUUUAAAGAUGAAGAGGGGGAAGGCUUGUCGCCUGUUCUGUGGACAGUACUGCAGGAGUGGCGUACUCGCAUUGUGAAAGGCAGCUGUAACCCUUUAUUUGGAGACCAGUUCAGCUGUGUUUUACAAGAGGAAAAGCUUCAUCACAUCAACCUAAGGAUGGAGGUAAGAGACUUUGAUAAAUUCUCCAGAAACACAGUGUUAGGAGAUGUGAGGGUUCCUUUAGGACAGCUCAACAUCUCCUACCCUCUGGAACUACAGGAGGAUCUAAAGAUACCCCAGAAGGAUCUUGUUGGAGAGGUGCUUUUGUCCCUGAAAUUUCUUCCCACGUCUCAGAGGCUGGAGGUUGGCCUGCUAAAGGUCAAAACUGUCCUUUCUGAGAUAUCCCCAAAUGCAGCCCUGUAUGCCAGGAUCAGCGUCCAGUGCAAUCAGUUCAAGCUAAAGUACCAGAAAAGCUCUACAGUGGCUCGGUGCCUGGUGACUGUUUUCAAUGAGGUCCUCUUGUUCUCCUUGCCAGAGGUUCAUCUGGAGCGGUGUAAAAUUUUGGUCUCUAUAUAUGAAACUCGCCCAACAAGCAAAUCAGCCAAACAGCUGAUCGGACAGCUGAGUGUGGGGAAGGAGAAGAGUUCAGAAGAUGAGCACUGGACUUUGAUGAUGCGCUCAGUACGUCAGCCAGUAGCAAAGUGGCAUGGCCUACUGAUCUGAAACACAGCAAAACCACCGCUAUCAUCAUGGAGUGUUGUAUUUGUAUGUUUUUACCCUGAAAGCAUGUGUAUCAGACUGUUCAGGCAUCUGCACUUGCUGAGGUAAAGACCAGACAUGCUUGUCCUCCUGAUCUCACAGUGACACAAAACUUUAUUACUCUCCGUACUUACUGCUACUCAACGGUAAACGUGAUGUUUGUAACAAUGCUCCACUUUCUCAAUGCCACACUAACAUUACUCUCAUUACUCAGUUUAUGAGAGGCAUUAUUGACGAACUGUUGGUUCAAAUGUUUAUUUUGGUUGCUAAAGCAGAAACUGUACUUGUUGCUAUCUACAUGUAAUUAGCGUGUACCUAGAUCAGUACGAGAGGACUCGAAAAAAUAAUGAAUGCCACAGUUAUGAUGAUUAGUUGCUUUUUUUUUUUUUUUUAUACAAUGUGUAUCUUUUAAUCCACAAUUUAUUCUAUGAAAUGUAAUAUAUGAGACAUUAACUUCACAAGAUAGAAUGCAGUUGUUUAAAACUUCCCAUGAAUCCUUAAUAAAUUCCAUCAUUUGGU
Pundamilia nyererei is the source of this 2017-nucleotide messenger RNA. It is a transcript of the gene syt19, whose product is annotated as synaptotagmin XIX. Gene Ontology annotation, biological process: calcium ion-regulated exocytosis of neurotransmitter; synaptic vesicle endocytosis. Gene Ontology annotation, cellular component: exocytic vesicle; plasma membrane; dense core granule. The transcript has 9 exons. The record is from RefSeq and is a predicted model, not a curated record. The coding region runs from base 194 to 1462 and encodes 422 amino acids. Gene Ontology annotation, molecular function: clathrin binding; SNARE binding; calcium ion binding. Lineage: Eukaryota; Metazoa; Chordata; Actinopteri; Cichliformes; Cichlidae.